UUAAGAACUGUACACAUCCAGCUGUCACAGGGUAAACUGACCAAGCAGAAAAACUUUGGUUUAAUCCUGCGGUACUUUCCCCCUUGCCUGUGACUUUCUCUGGCAGUCCUCUCUAUACUUGAGGAUCUGGACUCCAGAUCAGAGAAGAAAUCGGAAAUGGCUAAAACUGGCCGAGAGAGAUAGUUUCUUCGAAGGAUUUUACACUGUAAAGGAGAAAGUUUCAGAACGCUUUGAAACAAAGUAAGAAUGAAGUCUUGCUUCUAGCCAAACAAGUUGGCAUCUUUGUAGGCAGGAGAUGUAACACUGGUGAAUAUUUACUUCAGGAUUCUUUACCAGGAGAAACUCGGGCUUGUUCUUCAAGGAGUAAAUGUUUUACAGGCGAGGUGAGAUCUGCAUGUGCCUCUGUGUUCUUUCCAACUGACUUCUGGAGACAGUCUUAGAUGACUGGCUAAGACAAAAUGCCCCAGUGAUCCCCGAGGCACAGCCAGAUUGUGGGUACCAUGUCUACCACACAAAGGAAAGACGGCAGCCACCUGUUUGCCAGUUUGUGCCCGUGCCAGCUGAAGGUGCAGGAGGACCAGCAGCAGCAAGAAAAAUAUGUCAUUGCUCAACCAACAUUUGUUUUUGAGAAAGGAGAACACACUUUCAAGAGACCUGCAGAGGACAGCCUGGAUGAAGAAGCGGCAGAACAUGAAUUCAGUGGUUUCUCAAGAAAACGCAUAAGGUCUUCAUCUGUCACGCUUUAUAGUACAGAUUCCCAGUCUCCAGGAGUGGCAGCUUUGUCUCAGACGCGCCUGAGGUCCUCAUCAUUUACUGAUGUCCCAACCUUCCCCCCCUCUGGGCCAGUGAAGAAAAACAAUGUUUUUAUGACAUCAAGUCUGGUGCAAAGGAAUAUUGACAUGAACAACAUAGAGCAAGGUCCCGUGAGACCUUCGGAGCAGGUUCUAAGACCUGCUAUUUUGCAGCCACCUCAAGCUCAACGCUGCAAAAACAUAAGCAAAAUAUUUGGGCACGGUGAAUUGAAAUUCUGCAAAAUUAAGGAAAAUAUCAAGCACAAGAUAUCUGAUGCAAACUCUAGUUUGCAAAGUGAAAAUUUACCAAAUGCCAGUUCAGUCCAGCUGUCUACUGAUCUGCACGUCUCAGAGGAAACCUCGGGAUGCCAACCAAAGGAAGACAAGCAUUCUUUUAAAAGCUGCAGUUCUGACUUCGUUUUUGGAGAAAACAUGGUAGAAAGAGUCUUGGGCACUCAAAAGCUCACCCAGUCUUCACUUCAAAACCAUUCAUAUGCCAAGGAAAAAACAUUCAAAUCUGUUCUGAAAUUUCCUAACGCCACUUCAGAUCCAAACUCUGUUAAAAAUCUAUCCCUAAUUGAAUCAGCUACUGCCUUUUCUUCUAAACCAUCACAAAAAUGCUUGCUUGAGAAAAUUGAUGUCAUAACAGGAGAAGAAAUGGAACAUAAUGUGUUAAAGAUCAACUGCAAGAUCUUUGUAUUCACCAGAAUAACACAAUCCUGGACUGAAAGAGGCCGAGGAAUCCUGAGGCUGAACGACAUAGCAAGCAGCGACUGUGGGACACUACAGUCAAGACUAAUCAUGCGCAACCAAGGCAACCUGAGGCUGGUCCUCAACAGCAGACUCUGGACCCAGAUGAAGAUUCAGAGAGCAAAUCACAGAAAUCUGCGAAUGACUGCGACCGAUUUAGAAGACGAUGGUAUAAAAAUAUUCUUAAUUCAGGCUAGUGCCAAAGACAUAGGCUAUCUGUACGCAGCGAUCCAUCACCGCCUCGUUGCCCUCCGAAGCCUCAGGAAGCACGCUGACAGCGAUCCUGCUGAAAGCCAACCGGAUACAGUUCUCCAGCAGUUCAGCUGUGACGAGGACGAGGAGGACUUCGUACAAGUCACUAAAAAUGGAUCAGGCCCUUCAAGGUGGAACUACAGACAGUCAGUCGUCUGUUCAUAGCGCUCUCCUGUUCCCAGCGCUCUCCUGUUCCCAGUGCUCUCCUGUCCCCAGCGCUCUCCUGUUCCCAGCGCUCUCCUGUCCCCAGGACAGCUACAGAAACUGUCACGCUCCUGACAUGCCAGACUGCCCUAACCGAGGAGAUGCUGCACAUACCUUGAGGAGGUUUUUUUUUUUUUAAAUUAAAGAAACACAAUUUCUUGUAAUUAAAAGUUUUAUGUUUUACAUUUUGAAUAUUGUGGACAGAAUUUAAGAAAUGAACUUCAGAAGAUAAAAAUUCAUCCUAAUCUAGAAUAGGAUUUAAUAACUAAUUUGGAUAACUCAUCAUGUUGAUGAAUAUAAUAAUUAAAAGUAUAAAUUGAUACCUUGAUAAGUAUCUAACUAAAGUAUUUAUUUUAGUCAUGCAUUGUCUGGCUUUAGAAAAAAAUACUUUACUAAAUUUACAGUCAUAUCUUUAAAAGUAUUAUAGCUGCAAGGCAUUUUAUUAAAUCAUGUUUAUCUCCCGAGAAAUAUCUAUUCUCACUCACAUGCUCAGUUUCCUAAUACAUAUAUUCAGGGAGAAAUUCUCUUACAAAAAUGUCUGCUCAUGGACUUGUAUCCAUUGCAUCUUAUGUAUCUGACUCACAGUCAGUACACAACUGUUGGAGAAUAAUGGAACAAAAUGUAAUAUAUUAUCAUGUGUCAAAAAAUACAAAAGCUAAAUAUUAAUGUUCUUUAUUUAUGUGAUUGUCAUUAAUAUAGUCUCGCAGUGUGUAGCUAUGUAGAAACCCUUUUAUAACAAAUGUAUCAUAUAAAGUCAAAUGACUAUCUCAAAUUCUACCAUUAUGGUAUAGUGAUUUCAAUAUUUUUCAGAAGAUGUUUUUAUGCACUUUUGAUAUUUCAGAGACAUUUUAUGAAGCAAACAUGAAAAUCAGUCUCAGUACUUAGGGCCAUAUUUUAUUUUAUUGGUGGCCCUAAACAGUUCCAUCCCAGGAUAAAGAUUCAGGAUCCUAAACGGUUUCUGAAUGUGAUCUGAACCCUCACGUACAUACUUGUAAUGAGGUAUGACUGCACAAACCGCUACACUGAGGUAACAGUUCUUUGCAAGCAUAUAUCUGAAUAGAUAUUUUAAAAGUUAACAUUUCUUAAUUGCCUUUGUAACAACAAAAGCAUCCGCAUGUACAUAUUUAUCAACCAAACCUCAGCUCAAAUCACAGUUUAGCAUACUGCAGCCGAACAAGCUCUUAAGAGUAGGAUUUGAUUAAUAUGUUCAGAAGAAGAGAAAAGGGACACUGAAGAGAGAGAGGCAGUUCCAUGAAAAGAAGUAAAUUUAGAUAAUUAAGAUUAUUUCUCCUCUAUCAUCAUUUAUAAAAGCAACUCUGGUGCAGAACACACUCAGUGGAUAAUUCCUACUAGGAACAUAAUAGAGUCAGGGAGGCACUUGAAAGCACUGGUUCACCUAUAAGACCUUAGCUUUUUGGGAACAUUGCAAUUAUAGGAUAAUUGUUGAAGCAAGCGGAAAACAGAGGCUCCUUUAUCUCUUGGCAUGUUUCUCCUUGUUCCUAUACUGGAAUGGAAAUGAAACAACAUUUUGUCUGUGUGCCAACUAUUUUACUAUAAGUUGAAUCAACUCUGAUUUUCUCUGGUCUUCUGUAGAGAUAGCAAAGGAGAAACAAUCUUACUUGUGGCCUAUACAGAAAUGUCAGGAGACCCCCACGUAGGUUAGAAUGUCAGCAAGGCAGGGACAGUGAAAACUUCUGGAUCACGAAACAGUGACAAAGAGCAGAAACAUGAGAUAUCAUGCAACAUUUCUUCAUCUUGAUUAAAAGAAAAAUCUAGCCUUCCUCUCCCUUUUCUUGUUUUUGUUUUUGUUUUUUUCUACAAACUUUAUCUCCUUCCAAUAAGAGGUAACCAAUUAUACAAUAAUAUCAAUUUUCUUAAGUUAUUCAGACAGGUGAUUGCUAAUCCUACAUUCUGGAUUUUCAGACCAGCUAUUUUUAUCAAAAACUUCUAAUUUUAUGUUGAAUUAAGAUAUUUUAAGAUCAUCUAAACAUUCUCUUUCAAUAGUAUUUACUCCAAUUGUUUAGCUUCGUUAUGACUCAUUAAAAUGUUUUCUGUUACCAAAUCUUAUUUUA
Molecule: messenger RNA, 4069 nt
Organism: Myodes glareolus (Bank vole)
Lineage: Eukaryota; Metazoa; Chordata; Mammalia; Rodentia; Cricetidae
Gene: Ranbp3l
Product: RAN binding protein 3 like
Biological process (GO): protein export from nucleus
Source: RefSeq, a predicted model, not a curated record